GCGCUGUUUUUUGGUCCUUGUGUGCAUAUAUUCAAUGGUGAUCCGCACUGUGCUGGGUUGUGUUGGUAGUUGGAGAGUAGUUGGGCGGGGUGUGGCCGCCAGAGAGAGGCUGUACCGGUCAUUAUCAGUGGUGUUGGGGAGAGGCUUCCUCAGCCCCCACUUGGUGAAGCUCUCCACCACUGUAGGACUCGUGUCCUCCUACAGGAGUGUGAGUCUCACCACCAUGGGGGUUAAAGAGCGUGUGGAAUCUAUAGUAAAGUCAGAGGAAGACCAACGCGAGUAUCGGGCUCUUAUCUUGGACAAUGGCUUGAAAGUCUUGCUAAUCUCAGACCCAGCAACAGACAAGUCUGCUGCAUCACUUAAUGUACAUGUUGGUAGCAUGUCAGAUACAAGAGAGUUGCCGGGAUUAGCGCACUUCUGCGAACACAUGCUGUUCAUGGGUACAGAGAAAUACCCUUGUGAAAAUGAGUACAAUAAGUAUCUGUCUGAGCAUGGUGGCUCCAGCAAUGCAUACACCGCUGCUGAUCACACGAAUUACUAUUUCGAUGUUGCUCCUGAUGCAUUCGCAGGUGCACUAGACAGAUUUUCUCAGUUUUUUGUAACUCCAUUGUUUACGGAAAGUGCGGUGGAUCGAGAAGUAAAUGCGGUUAACUCAGAGCACGAGAAAAACAUACAGAAUGAUUAUUGGCGAUUAGCUCAGUUGGAAAAAUCUACAGCUGAUCCAGAACAUGACUUCAGCAAGUUUGGCACAGGAAACAAGGAAACUUUAGAUAUAAUUCCAAAGGAGCAAGGCAUUAAUGUUCGGGACGCUCUACUACAAUUUCAUGCCAAGUGGUACUCGUCUAACAUUAUGGCCGUUGCCGUCCUGGGAAAAGAGAGCUUAGAAGAGCUGGAAGCUAUGGUUAUAAGCCUAUUCACCGAGGUGGAGAACAAAAACGUGACUACGCCAGAGUGGUUGACUCACCCCUUUGGGCCCGAGCAGUGUCGCAGGUUAUGCUAUGUGGUGCCUGUGAAGGACAUUCGCAACCUAUACAUCACUUUCCCAAUUCCAGAUCUUCACCCACACUAUAAAACAGCUCCUGGCCAUUACCUAGGUCACCUCAUUGGUCAUGAAGGUCCUGGGUCGCUGUUGUCAUAUCUGAAAGGUCGUGGAUGGGUCAAUUCACUGGUUGGAGGUCAGAAGUCUGGUGCUAAGGGCUUUGCAUUUUUUGUUGUUAAUGUGGAUUUGACAGAAGAAGGAAUUGAGCACGUUGAGGAUAUUGUCUCAGCGGUGUUUCAGUAUCUAAACUUGUUGAAGAAGGAAGGCCCUCAACAAUGGGUAUUUGAUGAAUGUCGAGAUUUGAGCAGUAUGACCUUCCGGUUUAAGGAUAAGGAGAGACCCCAGUCUUAUACGUGUGGCCUCUCGGAACAGUUACAUUACUACCCACUAGAGGAGGUACUGUGUGGUGGAUAUCUUCUUAGUGAAUUUAAACCAGAGCUUAUUGACAUGGUUCUUGGUCACCUCAUUCCACAAAACAUCAGAAUUGCUGUUGUGGGAAAAGCCUUAUCAGAAAAGGUAACAUGCACUGAAAAGUGGUAUGGAACAUGCUACAAGAUGGAGGACAUCGACCCGGCUCUGUUAGAGCAGUGGCAGUCUGUGGGACUGAAUGAUCAGUUACGGUUACCCAUGAAGAAUGAAUUUGUGCCUACUUGUUUUGACUUGUAUAAAGAUGUGCAGCCAGUUAGUAGUUUACCAGAGAUGAUCAGUGAGACUCCCCUAGCCAGAGUGUGGUAUAAGCAAGAUGAUGAAUUUAAACUUCCUAAGGCUGUUAUCUACACAGAGCUUUUUAGUCCCUUGGCAUACCUUGAUCCUCACCACACUAACCUGCUGCAUAUGUUUGCACAGCUGUUUCGCGAUGCCCUCACAGAGUACACUUAUGCUGCAGAAUUGGCUGGCUUAACAUACUCUCUCUCCAACACUAAAUAUGGACUCACUCUGACAGUGAAAGGCUACGAUGACAAACAACACGUCCUAUUGGAGAAGAUUAUGGAGUGCAUGACGUCUUUUACUGUCGACCCCAAACGCUUCGAGAUCCUUAAAGAUGCUGUAUAUAUCAUUUAUUACUAUUUAAUAUUUGCUCUGAUAUUGUGUUUGUAUCCAACAGAGAUGACAGUAGAGAACUUGGAAGCGUUUAUUCCUCGCUUUUUGUCCGGGCUUCAUAUCGAGAUGUUAAUUCAUGGUAACAUGUUAAAGGAUGCCGCUCUAGCUCUUGCUGGCACCAUUCAAGAGAAGCUGACAACCAAAUCUGGCACGCGCCCACUUGUACCUUCACAGCUCACACGACAGAGAGAAUACCAGUUGAGGGAUGGGUGCAGCUUGGUAUACUUGGCUGAUAACAAUGUUCAUCGCAGUUCUUCUGUUGAAACGUACUUCCAAUGUGGGUUGCAAGACACCCAUCAAAACAUGCUGUUAGAGCUUCUCUGCCAGAUCUUUGCUGAACCAGCCUUUGAUGAACUAAGAACAAAAGAACAGCUUGGGUACAUUGUGUGGUGUGGGAUCCGACGAGCUAAUGGUACCCAAGGCCUACGAGUCAUUGUGCAGGGAGACCGCCAUCCAGAGUACUUGGAUUCCAGGAUAGAAUCAUUCCUGCAUAAGAUGGGAGAAAAUCUAGAAAAGCUAUCUGAAGAUGACUUCUUGCGUCAUAGAGAAGCUUUGGCAAGCCGCCGUUUGGAACGUCCAAAGAAAUUGUCACACCUUACUGCCAAUUGGUGGGUUGAAAUUACGUCCAAUCAGUAUCACUUCGAUCGUGAUGUCUGUGAAGUGGCACAUCUCAAAACUCUCACAAAGCAGAAUGUGGUAGAUUUCUACAAGCAAUGUAUUGCAAGCACAGCAAAUCAGCGAAAGAAGCUGUCAGUGCAAGUAGUGUCUACAGCUCCUGGAGGAGCAGGAGACCCAGAAGUUUCUCGUCCACCCACAACCCAGCCCGAUGAUGGCCUCUCCCGUCCACCUCCACUCAGAGAGACUGAGUUGAUAAUGGACAUUCCAGAGUUCAAACAAGGAUUAGCCUUGUACCCGCUGAUGAAACCUUACUUGCCCCUCUCCAAGACUUCGAAGUCCAAACUGUAACAGUGCUGUUGUUAAAUAUGAAAAUUGUUUUAUCAUCUUAAAUUCUUGUUGAUUAUUUCAACGUGCAAUGUAUUAGUACGCUAAAUAUAUUGAAAAGUAAAA
Molecule: messenger RNA, 3208 nt
Organism: Procambarus clarkii (red swamp crayfish)
Lineage: Eukaryota; Metazoa; Arthropoda; Malacostraca; Decapoda; Cambaridae
Source: RefSeq, a predicted model, not a curated record